AUGUUCUACGGGACCGAUUUCAAAGGACCUAUAGUUAUCCACGAUCCCAAUGAUCCUAACAAAGAUAUGUACGAUUACGAAUAUGUGAUGACCGUCGCUGAUUGGUACCACAAACCUACUGGCGAUCCUAGCAUGUUACCCACACUUCGUAGUGAAAACUAUUUUGGAUUCGAUCCUAUACCUGAUUCUGCAGAUAUUAGUGGUGUGGGACAGUACAAAUGUACUUUUCCGACUUGUAUUCCUCGGAAAUUCGCCACUUACAAAGUCAAGAAAGGAAAAAGAUAUCGAUUUAGAAUAAUAAAUAUGAGUACAAUGUCACAUUUUUGGGUUUCCAUUGACGAACAUCCGCUCACUAUUGUUGAAAUUGAUGGAGUACCAACUCAUCCGGCCACUAUUAAAAUGCUUCCAAUCAAUAUUGCUCAGCGAUACUCAGUAAUUGUAGAGGCGAAUAAAGAAAUUGGGAAUUAUUGGAUUCGGACACACCUUUCUAAUUGCAGUCUCCCAGUCAACAAUGUUACAAUUAAUGCCGAUUCACCAAUAUUUAGUAAUAACAAUAUUACUGGCAUUCUUCGAUACGAUGAUGCACCCUUUACCAUUCCAACUUCCGAAGAAUAUCACGUAAACGAGUUCAAUUGCUAUGAUGUGGCUUCUAGCCUCUUAAAACCAUACCAAGAGUAUCCACGGGUACCACAAGGAGAAAAUAUUAGGCGUAUUUAUAUUGAAGUCGCUAUCCAAAGACUAAAUCUCGUUAUCGACGCAACAAUGAACAAUUCAUCAUACGUCCCAGACUUUACCUAUCCUACAAAUCAACGAGUUAUCGAUGGCGCUGACUUCGUAACUUCCGAUAACGUUUAUUCUUAUAAUAAAUUGAACGAGCCUAUUGAAAUUCUUUUAAACAAUACAGAAAAUAGAACGCACCCCUUCCAUUUGCACGGACAUGUGUUCUGGAUCAUUGCUCGGGGUGAGGCGGGAAGCUAUAACCAGCCCCUUUCUUCCUUAAAGUACAAUUUUGACGAUCCACCUCUUCGUGACACGGCAACUGUUAAAGAGCUUGGGUAA
This is a messenger RNA of Acaulospora colombiana, 1059 nucleotides long. The record is from the annotation of a GenBank genome assembly. NCBI's taxonomy places the organism in Eukaryota, Fungi, Glomeromycota, Glomeromycetes, Diversisporales, Acaulosporaceae.